AUAGGCUCGAUGCAUCGAUUUGCUCACAUUUCUUGGGUGUUUUUUUAAAAGCGUGAAAAACGCUUAUUAAACUAUUUAAGCCGCGUCACAAGCAGAAAAGUGCAGCUAACCGUUUCCCGUGCGCGACGCAGUCGAGGAUUAGUUCGCCUACUAAGUCGAAGAGCCAAGAAAACAUCUAAAAAAAACGCAGCAGCCACAGCUCAGUGUUAUUGAGCGAGAGGGGGCGCAGCGGAUAGGGUGUGUUUGCGUGUGUGUGUGAGGGCGCCGUGUGUAUGUGUGCACCAGUGAGUGGGCAGAGGCAGCGGCAGAGGAGUAGCGCCAGCAGCAGCAGCAGCGGAUGUUGCUCGUUGCCCGGACCCCGCAGAGAAUACCAGGAAACGCAAAUCUAAGCGACAGGCACACAACAAAUAAACACUGGAAACCCAAGCCGCGGCCGUAGACAAGGCCUCCUGGAACAGCAUAGCACAGCAGCAGCCGCAGCCGCGUCGGUGACCGCACCCUAAUGUCAAAUAGCCAAGCGAAUGCCGGCAGCAGCUGUAGCGCGGUAGCGGAUGAGUCCAUCCAGCAGCACACCCCGGUUGCCCCUGUGGCAGCCCCAACGAAUGCAUCCUGUCCAGCCACGCCAGCAUCGACACAGCAGCAGCAGCAGGCACCGCCGCACAUAGUCGGUGCCUCAACAGCUGAUGCGGCCAGUGGCGUUACGGUCGCUGUUGGCGUUGGCGAGGGCGUCGGAGUCGGCGCUAAUUUGGACUCGUCACCCCGGGAAUCCGGCGAUGACUCGGAGGACGAGAGCGAGAUCCUGGAGGAGUCGCCUUGCGGACGCUGGUUGAAGCGCCGCGAGGAGGUAGACCAACGCGAUGUGCCCGGAAUCGACUGUGUUCAUCUGGCCAUGGACACCGAGGAGGGCGUGGAGGUCGUGUGGAACGAGGUGCAAUAUGCCAGCCUACAGGAGCUGAAGUCACAGGAGGAGAAGAUGCGGCAGGUGUUCGAUAACCUGCUGCAGCUCGACCACCAAAACAUCGUCAAGUUCCACCGCUACUGGACGGAUACGCAGCAGGUGGAACGACCACGGGUCGUCUUCAUCACGGAGUACAUGUCGUCCGGUUCGCUGAAACAGUUCCUCAAGCGCACCAAGCGCAAUGCCAAGCGCCUGCCGCUGGAGUCGUGGCGCCGCUGGUGCACCCAGAUCCUCUCCGCACUCAGCUAUUUGCAUUCCUGCUCGCCGCCCAUCAUCCAUGGCAACCUAACCUGUGAUAGCAUCUUCAUCCAGCACAACGGUCUGGUCAAGAUCGGCUCAGUGGUACCGGACGCGGUCCACUACAGUGUUCGGCGGGGCCGAGAACGGGAGCGUGAACGCGAGCGGGAGCAGGAACGCGAACGCGGAGCUCACUACUUCCAGGCACCGGAGUACGGCGCCGCCGAUCAGCUGACAGCCGCCCUCGAUAUCUACGCCUUCGGGAUGUGCGCCCUGGAGAUGGCCGCCCUGGAGAUCCAGCCCAGCAACAGCGAGUCAACUGCCAUAAACGAGGAGACCAUUCAGCGCACAAUUUUUAGCCUGGAAAGCGACCUGCAGCGCGAUCUAAUUCGAAAGUGUUUAAGCCAGCAGCCGCAGGAUCGGCCCAGCGCCAACGACCUGCUCUUUCAUCCACUGCUCUUUGAGGUACACUCUCUCAAACUGCUGACCGCCCAUUGUCUGGUCUUUUCGCCCGCCAACCGCACCAUGUUCUCGGAAACCGCCUUCGACGGACUAAUGCAACGCUACUACCAGCCGGACGUGAUAAUGGCUCAGCUGCGGAUGGCUGGCGGACAGGAGCGGCAGUAUCGCCUUGCCGACGUUUCCGGUGCUGACAAGUUGGAAAAGUUUGUCGAGGACGUAAAAUACGGGGUUUAUCCGCUAAUAACGUACAGCGGCAAGAAGCCGCCCAAUUUUCGGUCGCGGGCCGCCUCUCCGGAGCGGGCUGACUCGGUAAAAUCCGCCACACCAGAGCCAGUGGACACAGAAUCGCGACGCAUUGUUAACAUGAUGUGCAGCGUGAAGAUCAAGGAGGACAGCAAUGACAUAAUUAUGACAAUACUGCUGCGCAUGGAUGACAAGAUGAACCGGCAGCUGACAUGCCAGGUGAACGAGAACGAUACGGCGGCGGAUCUCACCAGCGAACUGGUGCGCCUGGGCUUCGUACACCUGGACGACCAAGACAAGAUCCAGGUGCUGCUAGAGGAAACGCUUAAAGCGGGUGUCAUGAGCGACGGUGCCGGGGCGGAGAGCUCAGGUGCUGGUGUAACCACUACUGCGACCAUGGCGGCCCUGCAGCAGCUAGAGCGCAACUGGUCAAUUUCCUCGGACGCGGACAAGCAGACAACUGCCGUAAUGUAUGUGUCUCAGGAGCAGCACCCGGAUCCAGAUGCGGAUUUGGAGCAGUCGGGCACGACGAGCAAUUAGAAGAGUAUCAGCUUAGUAUUCAGGGGCAGGUCGGCCGGCGCGUAUUGUUUUUAUUAUAUUGGGAAUUACACAUUACGAUUUUAUUACUA
Molecule: messenger RNA, 2529 nt
Organism: Drosophila serrata
Lineage: Eukaryota; Metazoa; Arthropoda; Insecta; Diptera; Drosophilidae
Gene: Madm
Product: MLF1-adaptor molecule
Biological process (GO): protein phosphorylation
Molecular function (GO): protein kinase activity; ATP binding
Source: RefSeq, a predicted model, not a curated record